Molecule: messenger RNA, 1058 nt
Organism: Eremomyces bilateralis CBS 781.70
Lineage: Eukaryota; Fungi; Ascomycota; Dothideomycetes; Eremomycetales; Eremomycetaceae
Exons: 2
Coding region: 393-797 (134 amino acids)
Source: RefSeq, a predicted model, not a curated record
AAAUAGGAGAGAUUCUUUGGCGGUUAUAUCAAGGGAUUUUUGAUAUUGAAUUUGAAAGGAGACAAUACAAUGUUUACAUUGAUUUCGCGAGGAAGGCACGACUCAUCGACAAUAAUAUGCAGACCAUGCAGGCGGUGACGAUGACGUAGAGGGGGGUUGGCAGCCCCUGCCGAAUGGAGUAACAAUCAACAAAAAACCUACCUUCAGUGAUAUCUACAAUCAGUGAUGCCUUCACUCUCUCCUCUACUUUAUACGAACUUUCAGAUAACAUUCAUUCUCAUUUGACUGGAUGCUCUUUCACAAAUCGAUCUUCUAAGCCAAUCCUCGACGCUAAUCGUUGAAGCCAAUCAUCCAAGUCAAUCGACCAAGUCAUAUCGCCGCUCACCUUCAUCAUGUCCGCUACAUUCGGCCGAUCCAUUCCAAAGGCCCUUACGCGGCUCCAACCCUCCCGGAACCACCUCCCCAGCUUCCCCAAGCGCACCCCCCCCUCCUCCCUCCUCCCACCCACCGCCGCCCCUCGCCCCUUCUCAUCCGCCUCCACGCUUCGGGACACCGACAAGCCCGACAAAGACAAGAAAGCCGUGCACGGCGCGAAACCCAAGAUCCUAGAUGAGGACCCGCCACUGGAGAAGGACCAGGCGGAGGACGUGAAGCAGCAUAAUCGGGAGAUGGACACGCGGGCGGAGCGGGCGGCGGUGUCGGUGUCGGUGGACGAUGCGCCGCAGGAUAAGGUGCCGAAGGGGUUUUGGUCGGAUCCCGAUAAGAGAGCGGAGGAAAAGCCGAAGAAGACGAAGUAGUUGACUGGGACGCAAGGCACCGUGAUACCCACUGAUCAGGAAGCCGUUUUUUCUGCUGUACACUCAAUGGAUGGUGAGAGGAGACGAAAGGAGAAGUGCAAAGUUCUAGGUAGCGAAUCGAUGAAGAUAGUCGACUAGAACAAGAAAAAACGCCAAUUCCUACAGCAUUGGCAUGGUGAGGGGUGUUAUCCUGUACUAGUAUUAUAUAUCUGGAUCGAGAAUUCUAAUCAUCGAUCAAAUUAUCGAUCAAAUCAGUACGGU